Molecule: messenger RNA, 1409 nt
Organism: Amoebophrya sp. A25
Lineage: Eukaryota; Dinophyceae; Syndiniales; Amoebophryaceae
Source: the annotation of a GenBank genome assembly
AGGAGACUGGAAAUAUCGUUUUUGACACAACGAAGCUUGGGGACACGAUACAACCUAAAACCAUCUUGAUCGAAGGUGACGCCCUGAAGUUACGGCCCUUUGGUGUGGGCGUGUGCUUGACUUCUAUUAAUCUAGCCAUUUAGUUAGCAGUAUUAAGCAGACGGCCGCCUCGUUUCAACUCAUUGACUUCCAUUCUAUUUAGAAGGCCACCGGGAAUCACCUUACUGACUUCUAGUUUACCUAUUGGACCACAUAGAUAUGGCGGCGCCAUUGCCUUCUAGUUUACUUGUUGAGGCCCUCAUCUUGCUUUUUUCGAGAAGAGAAGAUACCGGAUGGGAUAGAGUAGAAAAAGAGUGACUCUUUUGCUACUCUAUCUAGUUCGUUACUUUCUUAUCUUGAAAGUAGCAGGCUGCUGGAAAUCGAAGAAAGGGCGCAACGUCUAACAAGAAACUUCCAAUUUUACGGAUACGGCAGCAAAGGAAAAAAGGAUGCCUACAAGCAGUUUGCUUCGGCGCUGAACACUUUUGCAGCAGGAAACGGUACUGCAGUGUGCCGAGAUUGAUUUCGUAGCGUUUGUCUCUUUUCUCGGAUAGUCGUUCGAUCGCGCAGAGCAACAGUUUCAGAAGAGGCUAGCUAAAAGAAUUCACUUCAGAAGACCACACUAACACUAUGAGUACAUAGCACAAGGAAAAGAAUUGUGAUACUCACGCAUGAAAGACGCCGGACCAUGCUGUCAGAGACGUCCGCGGGCCUUUAACUAACACUAGGGAGACCUCCGCGACCGGUUCGUUGGUCAAUGGGUGCUGCAAAUUGAAUACGGCUCACAGGACUGCUAGCAUUUAAGAAGUAGGCCCGGCUUAGGUCUAACAACACUCAGCAAAGCGCGCAAGCAAUGCCAAUGAAAAUAAGUGGGAAGAAGAACCCUCGCCAGACAGCAGCAUGAUGCGAAGCAAUAUUUAGCAUACUCUGACUUCCCCAAACAAAUUGAAGAAGCAGCGCGCUGGCUGGCUGCUUUCUGGCUGCGUGCUUUCAUCUAAACAGCAAACAUCUUUACAACAGGUGACUGGUCGCUUGUUGCUGCAUGCUUUUCCCCCAAAGAAACACCUCCACGACAGGUUCCUUGCUUUCAUCCAAGCGGCAAACCUCUCCACCUACUUCAAAACAAGAAGCGUGUCCACCAUUCAUGCCAAAUCCUAAAUCCAACAGACAUCUCCGAGACAGAUGGCGAGGGGGGACUCCUGAAGUUGCUGGGCCAGGCGAGGAAGAAGCUGACAGGCGGCAAGUGUCAAGCACAGGAUAUGAAACAGCUUCAAAAUGUGUUUGGGGCUUUCUGGGGUGGCGGAGAGUUUACUGAACAGGCUGUCAAUAGUGGUCUCCAGCCGUUAGCAAAUGAUGUUCUAGUGGAGUAU